Messenger RNA from Hylaeus volcanicus, 2363 nucleotides. Its product is annotated as CWF19-like protein 2. Bases 165 to 2297 code for a protein of 710 amino acids. The record is from RefSeq and is a predicted model, not a curated record. Gene Ontology annotation, cellular component: post-mRNA release spliceosomal complex. The transcript has 10 exons. Lineage: Eukaryota; Metazoa; Arthropoda; Insecta; Hymenoptera; Colletidae. Gene Ontology annotation, biological process: mRNA splicing, via spliceosome.
UUAGAAAGUUCAAUUAGCGUCAUCUGACAUUCCAAUCAACAACUGAAUAUACAGGAGCGUAUUCUGAAGGUAAAACAGGAACCUGCAGGAACCUGUUAUCAGGUUUAUGGUGCGUAACUGUGUAAUAUUUAUUAGCAGAGUUUUUCAAGUGAUAAACAGUGACAAUGAAACACAAGAAAGAGAAAAGCAAAUCUAAACAUGAAAAACAUAAGUCAGGGAAGAAAAAUAAAAAGCAUAGGAAGCAAAAGAAGUACAAUGAAUCGAGUUCAAGUAGUACAGGUAGCGAGGAUGAACAAGAAUGGGUGGAAAAGUCAGUAUCACAAUCUGUAUCUACAGAGAAAAAUAUACCUAUUCCAACAACACAAAAAGAACCUUGCGAAAGAGAAGAUUGGAUGAAUAUAAAAAGUGUAUUUCCAUGUGUAUUUAAUAAGGAUAAAUCAUCAUCCUCUACCAUAAAUAAAAAUGCUGGUAAACCUGAUUUGGAUAAAUUGGGUCAAAGUGACAGAGAAUUAAAUCCUUAUUGGAGACAUGGUGGCAAUGGCCUACCUAGUAGUAGUUCAAUAAAAACAAAUAUAAAACAAACAGCAUCUGUAGAUUGGUUAAGGAAAAGUCUUAAACGAGCACAAGAACAAGCAGAACACGAGGGUAGAAGUCUUGAAGAGAUUGCAGCUGAAAGAUGGGGUUCCUUGGAAGUUAUACAAUCAAUGAUAUCUGAAGCAGAAAGAGGGUCAGAAAAACAGAUAUCAGAAAAUAUUGCAUAUAAUAAUAAAAGAUUUAAGUCUCAAAGCCAUUUGAGACAAAAUAAAAGAUACAGAGAUUUUAGAUCUACAUCUAAAAGUCAAGACAGAAAUGAGCAUAGAAAUGAAUACAGAUCACAUGAUGAUUUGAAGUAUGAAAAAUGGCCAAAGCAGAAAUAUAAAAAACCCAUUGAUGAUGAUUGUGUUGUUAGCACCUCACAUAAGACACAUAGUUCUGCUGUAAAGAAAUGGCAAAGACCGAAAAUGUCAGAUAAAAUUGAAAAAAAUGAAUUAGAUUCAAAUGCAUCUGAAAUAAAAGCAAUUGAUACUCAAAACAAUAGCAAUAUAAAUUAUUCAGAAUCCGAGGAAACUAAAUCUCUAACAAAAGCAGAAAUGAAUAAGUUAGGAGCAAAGAUUGUUAAAGCUGAAAUAAUGGGUAAUACUAAACUUGCUGAUGAAUUAAAAAUUCAAUUGAAAAAAGCAACAGAACUUGCUACAAAAACUAUGCAGUCAGAUGAAACAGAAAAAGUUCAAAAUGUAAUUCUUACACAAACUGAUGUUAAGGGUAACACAAGGCCGUUGGAGUCCAGAAGUCAGUCUACAGAAUCUACAAAAAGAACAAAACACAAACCUCAACAAACACAUGAAUCCGGAAAAAGAGUGCGGCAUUAUUUCGAUGACGAUAAAUAUUCUUUGCAACAAUUAUUCCAACGUGAAAAAGGAAGAUCUGUAAAUGAAGAUGAUGCAGCAUUUGUUAAACUUGCUUCUAAGAAUAUGGAUAUGGAUGACAUAUUUGAAGAAAAAAUUACACAUGUUAAAUCAGAUGCAAAACAAGAUGAGAGAGAUCGUUCGCUUGCUAUCAAGGAACACAAACGGCUAUCAAAAAGUCUGGAUAAUUGUCGUUGGUGUAUUGAUUCAAAAUACAUGUUGAAACAUAUGAUCGUUGCAAUGGAUUCCGAAAUUUGUCUGAGUCUUCCUAAUUAUAUUUCUUUGACUGAAGGACAUUGUAUAAUAACACCUAUACAGCAUGUUGCUUCUCAAUUACAAUUAGACGAAAAUGUUUGGGAAAAGCUGAAGGUAUUGAAACGAGCUUUAUACAAGAUGUUUGUAGACCUAAACCAAUAUCCAGUCUUUUAUGAAAUUUAUAAAACUCGUCACAAGUUUUCACAUAUGCAAUUAGAAUGUGUUCCUUUACCAAAAGAAAUUGGUGAAUCAGCGCCAAUGUAUUUCAAGAAAGCUUUAUUGGAGUGUGAAACGGAAUGGUCGAUGAAUAAAAAAAUUAUCGAUCUUGAACACAAAGACGUUCGUCGAUCCGUUCCCAAUGGUUUAUCUUAUUUCAUGGUGGAAUUUGAAACAGAUAAAGGUUAUGCACAUGUUAUUGAAGAUGAACAGAUGUUCCCAAACAAUUUUGCAGAGGAAGUUAUUGGUGGAAUGUUAGACUUAGAUCACGAUGUAUGGCGAAAGCCAAAAAAAGAAACUUUUGACCAGCAACGACAGAAAGUACUCAAAUUUUUAGAAAUAUGGAAAAAUUAUGACUGUGGGAUUACGAAUUGUGCUUAAUAUAAUUUUAAUAAAUGAAUUUGUACAUACAAAUACAACUUUUAAAGUUAUCGUGUUACUUUUCAA